Penicillium nucicola is the source of this 1356-nucleotide messenger RNA. Its product is annotated as acyl-CoA dehydrogenase family protein. Bases 1 to 1356 code for a protein of 451 amino acids. NCBI's taxonomy places the organism in Eukaryota, Fungi, Ascomycota, Eurotiomycetes, Eurotiales, Aspergillaceae. The record is from RefSeq and is a predicted model, not a curated record. Gene Ontology annotation, molecular function: flavin adenine dinucleotide binding. Gene Ontology annotation, biological process: butyrate catabolic process; fatty acid beta-oxidation using acyl-CoA dehydrogenase. The transcript is spliced from 3 exons.
AUGAAUUUCGAGCUUCCCUCGGCGCUUAAAACCCAUAUAGAAUCGCUUGAUUCAUUUAUCAAUUCAACUAUAUUGCCCCUGCAGCAUGCCAACGAUAACAAUCGAUUCUUCGAUCACCGUCGUGAAUACGCUCGAACCGACUGGGAAAACAAUGGGAACCCACGACCGGAGUGGGAAGAGUUGUUAGGUGAGGCACGCAACCGAGCGGAUGCCGCUGGUUUCUACCGAUUCGCCUUGCCUAAAGUAUACGGUGGUCAGUCCCGUCCAGACACCAACCUAUGGAUGUCAGCGAUUCGUUAUCACCUCAGCUCGCACCCUGUAUACGGCGGUGGCCUAGGCCUAGCCAACGACCUCCAAAACGAGCAUAGCAUCGUAGGAAAUUUCCCAGACGUAUUAAUGCUCCAUCAUUUCGGUGACGAAGAGCAAAGAAAAACCCUCAUUCCAGCGCGUCUCAAAGGAACCUUUCGAACGACAUUCGGCCUAACAGAGCCCGAUCAUGGAAGUGACGCAACGUACAUGUCCACCACAGCCCGCCAGACCCGAGGCGGAUUUGAAAUCACGGGGACAAAGAAAUGGCAGACAGGUGCACAUCACUGCACCCAUUUCCUCAUUUUCGCCCGAACUUCAGGCCAGCCGGGAUCUGCACGGGGCAUCACUGCUUUCCUUGUUCCCCGUGACACGACAGGACUGCGUAUAGUUAGCUACGAAUGGACUCUGAAUAUGCCUACCGACCACGCAACUGUCCAGCUAGACCAGGUGUGGGUGCCCGAGUCGGCGGUGUUGGGAUCUCUAGACCAGGGACUUGCCAUUGCGCAGACCUUUGUGCAUGAGAAUAGGAUUCGUCAAGCGGCCAGUUCGUGUGGGGCUGCGCGGUACUGCCUUGAUCGUAGUAUUGAGCGUGCUCGGUCACGCAAUAUAUGGGGUGUGGGAAAGACUCUGGCUGAUAAUCAGGCCAUUCAAUUUCCAGUUGUUGAGCUUAUGACUCAGGUUGAGAUGCUGCGUCUGUUCAUUCUCAAAACAAGCUGGGAAAUGGACCGCGUUGUGGCUGAGUCUCAGUCAUCGGGGAAGCGGCCGUGGGUUGAGAUUGAGCGCCGACUGAGUGAUCAAGUGGCCAUGUGUAACUUCUGGGCAAACCGACUGUGCUGUCAAGCUGCCGAUAGGGCCAUUCAGAUUCAUGGGGGCGAUGGGUACUCUCGCCACUAUCCUUUCGAGCAUAUUUAUCGCCAUUUCCGUCGGUAUCGAAUCACUGAAGGGGCCGAGGAGAUCCAGAUGCGGAAAAUUGGCGCGUACAUCUUUGGAUUUGCAGGUCCGAAGAAAGACGCGGCUGCUGCGUCGCAGUCCAAGGCUAAGAUCUGA